CCCCAGCCUCCGCCCGGAGAAGGCUACCCACUCCCCUCCUCCUCCUCCUCACCCUCCUCCCCCCCGCGCACACACAUACACACAUACACACCGACCCGCCUCUUCCCACCCCUUUCGCUCCCCCCCCCUCCUCCCGCUGCCUUUCCCUCCUGCCCCUUCACCGAGAAGGCGAGCAACGACCCGGCGCGCGUGCGUGUCCCCUCCACAUGCUCUCCAAGCGGCCGUUCGACUACGAGCUGGCCUUCCAGGUCCCGGCUCAAGGCGCCGCACUGCCAGCCCCGGCAGCUCCGGAUGCUGCCGGCGACGCCUCCAUGCUCAUCGACCCGCACUAUCCACAUCACUAUCCGAAUGCGGCCCGUGUCUCCGGGUCGAUGAUUGGUGUGCCUAAGCGUUGUCGUCUUGUCUAUAAUGCCGCGGUUCCCUCUUCCCCCUGGCCGGGGGCAAUGGAUUCCCCGGACAUCGGCAUGACCGAUCACCACUUGUCGCCCGUGCUGGACCCGCUGGCAUCCCAUGCAGCCAAUGCUUUUGGCAUCUCGACCGAUCGGCAUGCCGCCUUCCCGGGGUCUUCGCGCGCGCCGGGAACACCCUCACGUGGGUCUCCCCCUCCUCGGCCGUCCACCGCGAUUGCGGGCGGUCGCCGCCGCACGGCUCCCUCUCCUCCUCCCGAUGAUGACGCAUCUCUCGGGACACAGGAGGCCUCCUCCACGGGCGACUCGAUGGCCGGUGGCAUUGUGCGCCCGGCCACGGCGCGCGCGCGUGUUGGCUCUGCUUCCACGGGUGCCGGCCCCUCGGCCGGUGGCAACAGCAACCCUCCCGGUGCCGGGGGCUCGAAUGGUGGCACGCGCCUGGCCUCCGAGCCGGAGCACCUGCGCUGCUUUGUCCCGAGCCAGCCCUUCGAUUCGGAUUCCUUCGUGCAUGAAGCACAGGGUGCGCUCGCCCAGACGGCGCGCAAGCGUCUGAACCGGCUUUCGCGAGCCCAUCGCCACUCGGGAGCCCCGGCGGCUGGCAACGCAUCGCCGCCCCCCCGGGCCCGGCGGUCCAGCGUCGACCUGGACAUGGACUCCGUGUCGCCGGUCCUCCGGUCGCUCGGGUUUUCCGGCGGCUCCGCGCCAGCCAGCUCGCCGCCAUUCAGCCCACUGUCCUCGUCUCCCGGAAUGGGGCUGACUGCGGCCGGGGCCGUUGGCGCGUGCCUCUCUUGCGGCUCGCGCAAUGUCCAAGUCACCGCGCCCCCCACUGGCCCCGUGCGCGUUCCUGGCCUGGGCUCCUCCUCGCUGUCGGCAUCGGAUGUCGGUGGUUCCGAUGAGGAGAUCUUCCUUCAUCCGGCCACCGGCAAGCCGCUAUUCACUCAGGAGCAGGCUCGAAGCUUGGUUUCCCGGGCUGCCGACGAGCGAGAGCGCCACCUGCGCGAGGAGUUUGCCAUCAUCCUGCAAAACCAGAUGGCCGAGCAGUUUGCCUCCUUCACUCGCUUCAAUCAGGACUAUCUGGACCGGUCAAUGCGCGAUCGGGACACCAGCUGGAGCUACCUCAACUAG
Molecule: messenger RNA, 1532 nt
Organism: Fonticula alba
Lineage: Eukaryota; Rotosphaerida; Fonticulaceae
Exons: 4
Coding region: 207-1532 (441 amino acids)
Biological process (GO): positive regulation of transcription by RNA polymerase II
Cellular component (GO): chromatin; nucleus
Molecular function (GO): transcription coregulator activity
Source: RefSeq, a predicted model, not a curated record